Messenger RNA from Magallana angulata, 2015 nucleotides. RefSeq names its product RIB43A-like with coiled-coils protein 2. The record is from RefSeq and is a predicted model, not a curated record. Lineage: Eukaryota; Metazoa; Mollusca; Bivalvia; Ostreida; Ostreidae. The transcript has 6 exons. Bases 99 to 1238 code for a protein of 379 amino acids.
UCAACUUCCGGUUGACAACGGCGUAAACUUGACAACGCUUGUGAAGAGAGAGUGACACAGAAACAUCUUGGAAUUGUUGUUGUUCUCAAAGAAAGAAGAUGUACAAAUUAGAUUUACCUGUAGAUUAUAAAGAAGCCGCGGCUAUUGAGCGCCGCCGGCGGAUGGAGGAGGAGAGAAAAUCGAGAAUUUUCAAUGCAAAAUGUAGAACAAUCGGGGUUGACAUGCAAGCUUUAGGACAGCAGGUCACAGACAAGAAGCAGCAAGAAGAUUAUGAAAGGAAAAGGGAAUUAGCAUUUGCAAAUGAUGCUGUCAGAAAUGAUAAAAUAUCACAGCUGAUAGAAAAACGUCAAGAAGCAGAUAUGAGAGAAUUAAACAGAGCAAUGAAUGAAUUCCGUAUGAUGCACCAACAGCCAGAUAGUCGAAGGGAAUUUGAUUUGUACGACCCUGAUUACCUCAAAAAGGACAAACCAGCCAGGGUCAGUGAUGACGAUCCAAGAUGUGGAGUGUCAAGUUUACAGAAAUUUGAAGGUGAAGACCUCAACAGCAAGGCCAGAAGGAAGUACCAACAGGAACAGCUGAGAGAGUGGUCCACGGAGCAGAAGGAGGAGAGAGACCAGGCCGAGAGGAACCAGAAAACGGCCGACCGGCUGUACGAGCUAAAGAUGAAGGAACUAGAUCAAAGGGCCAUGGAACUAGCCAAUGCUGAGGAGGACUGCAGGAGGGCAAUCAACAUGGCCACAAAAGAUUACAACAAUGCACUGGCUAGAGAGAGAGAUGAGAGGGAGCGAUUAAAGAAACAACAGGAGCUGGAUGAUAACAUGACAGAGAUUGCCAAUCACGUGUUUGGAGAUGUCCUGACAGAGAACCCCGCCGUGGCUCAGAGUGCUUUUGGACCUCACAGGGUCAUUCCAGACCGCUGGAAGGGCAUGACCCCUGCCCAGAUCGAAGAUGUCAGACGGCAGCAGGAACUUCAGAGACAAGAAAAAGAGAGGGCAGACCAGGAGGAGAAACUAAGGCAAGCAGAAUGGGAACGUCAGCAGAACGCGAACGCCAGGGCCGGGCUCCUUCUGGAGCGUGAGAUGGAGCGUAAACGUCGUGAGCUGGAGAGACAACAAGCCGAAGAAAACCGUCGCCUGGCCAAGGAACAGAAAGGACACUUAGAAUUCCUGGACAAAGAAGUCUAUACAAAUCCCCCCACUGCAUCUUACUUUAUGCAAUUCAACACCAGCACUCGAUAAAAGUGUGACUUUAUUAUGGAAUGGGGAAAUGGGUGGGGCCUUGUUUUUUUUUUUAUGGAAUCCAGUUGUUGAGAAUAUGAAGCAUAUAUAUUGGAGUUUGUUAUGAGAGAGAAUGUUUUAUGUACCCUAUCAUGAGUUUAGUUGAAUUUAUUUACAGUUUUAACCUGUGAAAUGUCAUUUCCUGAUAUAAAAUCAAACAAAUGUGUAUUUUUAAAAAAAUAUUCUCUUUGAUAAAAUGUUUUUUGACAUAUGUAAAGUAAUAUGUAAAGUAAUAUGGUUAAGAAAAAUCCUUAUAAUAUUAUUUUAAAUAUAUAAAGUUUCAUGUAGUAUACAUGUACAUGUACAAGAACGGACCCCUAGUGUGAAAUAGUCAUGAAUUGUUAGAAACCAUGAUUUGAUUUUGUAAAAAAUGGGCUUUAAAGUUGAACCCAUUAAAACUUACUGUAUUGUUUGUCAAAGCUUCAUAUGUGAGAGACCAUACAGUUGUAUUCUUCACAUGAUUUCAUUGGAUAUGUUUAUCAUUUCACCUGAGAAUAAUUUUCCUACAGAUAAAGUGCUUUAUACUGUAUAAUAUUUAGAUUUUCCUUCAUAUCUCAGAUGGUACAAUUUGUAGAUAGGAAAUCCUCACAUAUGUCUAGAGAUGUAGGCAGACACAUGCGUUUGAGUCAAGCUUCUGUGUUUUUAAAGCUUGUGAAUGUUUAUAUGUCAUGAAAAGAAAAUUUCUGUGAUACACUUACAUGUACAGAACAAAUAAAUAAACUUGUAAACCUCUCAAAA